AUGCGAUUUUUAGGUAGCAAACUCUUCGAGACGGAGAAGACCUACCGGCCGAAAAAGAAGCACAAAGAGGGCACCCAGCGCUACAACCUCCACAAGUACGCCAAAACCCUCGUCCGAUCGGGCGACCUCGCAAAGUCCGUGCAGCUCCCCCCUGGGGCCGAUAUUCAUCACUGGCUUUCCGCGCAAACGAUCGACUUUUACAACAUCACCAACGUCCUCUACGGCUCGUUAACAGAGUUUUGCACACAAACGACGUGUCCGAUUAUGUCUUCCGGCCCUCGUUUUGAAUACAUGUGGCGAGAUCCGCCAGAAUACCCCAAAGCGACGAAGGUGAGUGCCCCUAAAUACGUUCGACUUCUCAUGGAGUGGAUCGAACGCCAGAUCAACGACGAGAGGAUCUUCCCGACGGAGGAUCAAAACCCGUACUCGGAGGACUUCUUUGACCGCGUGCGAAAUAUCAUUCGCCGGUUGUUUCGGGUCUACGCGCAUGUGUACUACUCCCACUUUAUUCAAAUUCGCGACUUGAAGGAGGAAUCGCACUUGAACACGGCGUUUAAGCACUUUAUGUACUUUGUGUGGGAGUUCGACUUGAUUCCUCGCGAUGAACUCACCCCGUUGUAUGAUCUUCUAAUCAAUAUAAUAGGCCAGUGGGCAAAGGAUAAGUUGGAUGGACCUCGAUUAUUAUAA
This is a messenger RNA of Phytomonas sp. EM1, 687 nucleotides long. NCBI's taxonomy places the organism in Eukaryota, Euglenozoa, Kinetoplastea, Trypanosomatida, Trypanosomatidae. The record is from the annotation of a GenBank genome assembly.